Misgurnus anguillicaudatus (oriental weatherfish) is the source of this 3003-nucleotide messenger RNA. RefSeq names its product RAD54 homolog B (gene rad54b). NCBI's taxonomy places the organism in Eukaryota, Metazoa, Chordata, Actinopteri, Cypriniformes, Cobitidae. The record is from RefSeq and is a predicted model, not a curated record. Gene Ontology annotation, biological process: reciprocal meiotic recombination; double-strand break repair via homologous recombination. Gene Ontology annotation, cellular component: nucleus. Gene Ontology annotation, molecular function: ATP binding; DNA translocase activity.
AAGCCCGCCCCUUUCUGUGACACCGUGCCUCAACCAAUCACAGUAAAUAUACGUCACAUCCGCGGGAUGCUUGAGAUUUUCGAGGGAGUUUAACAAAACAAACCAUCACUGACAGAUUAAGACGCACGAUUUAUAGUAACUGGCUGGCAGACUUGUUGCCUUAGCUCAGAGUAUGCGCAGGUCUGGAGCUCCGAGUCAGCUCAGCGGCAAUGAUGCAAAGAAACCCCGGUUUAUGCCUCCCUUAUCAAGGGUUGAAUCAAGAUCAUCACUACCAUCACCUACACCGACGCCUACAUUAGGAAAUGUGCUGCUUAGUAAGGUCCAGAUGUGUUUGAGUAGUGGAGAUGCUUCAGCUGUGUCUAAAGCUCCAGCAAGCAGUAAGGCUUUAGCCAGAGUCUUGAGUGCUCUUCCUCAGGGGGAAUGUAAGGAAAACAACUUAAGAUCAUCAUCAUCUGACUUUUCUGAAGCAGAGCAAUCAACAGACAAAGACAGCUGCUCGGUGCAGUCAAGCACUCAUGCCAACUCUACGUCUACCGUGCACUACUAUAGUGUUAUGUGGUGCAAGGCAUCAUCAAGGAAGCAUAAGCGCUGGGAGGGCGACGCUGUGCUGAUUGCAAAGGGGCGGAGUGUUGUCCUCAAAGACAUGGAGGGACGGGACAUUGGACGAGGAUCAGGCUAUAAAGCCUCUGAGCUGGAAAGUCUGUCUGAGGGUCAGACUCUUAAUGUGGGAGGAAAACAAAUCGAGGUAAUGGGAGUCAUUUCCGAUGAAGACUACGUCAAGGGCCGUUGUUUCCAAGAUGCCACUGUCGAGACGUCUGCAGAGGCAAUUGUAAAGGCUCCUGUAUAUCGACCACUGGCCAAAUCCUUUACAAGGCCCGGACUUAAAGGAGCGCUACAAGAUUUCACCCCUGAAGGAGCCCCAUGUAAACCCAAACAUGACCCGAAUGCACCAGGAGCUCUUGUGAUGCCACGGCCAACCACUGAUCACCAGUGGCUAAAUAAUAAAUCUGGUUCUCCACUGGUGGAUGUGGUCGUGGACCCUCACCUGACCAAUCAUCUUCGGCCACAUCAGAAAGAGGGCGUGGUCUUUCUUUAUGAAUGCUUAAUGGGAAUGAGAUUGGCUGGCCGCUGUGGGGCAAUUUUAGCAGAUGAGAUGGGGCUUGGGAAGACCCUACAGUGUGUUUGUGUGCUGUGGACACUACUGAGACAGGGUCCCUACGGUGGGCGGCCUAUAAUUAAGAGAGCGCUUGUGGUGUGUCCAGGUAGUUUGGUGAAGAACUGGGCUGCUGAGUUUAAUAAGUGGCUGGGGAGAGAGAGGAUCAGUGUUUACACCGUGGACCAGGAUCACCGUGUGGAGGAGUUUGCUUCUUCUCCAAUUUACACUGUGAUGGUGAUCAGUUAUGAGAUGUUGCUGCGCUCUGUGGACAAAUUGAAAGAGCUGGAUUUUGGAGUGCUAGUCUGCGAUGAAGGACAUCGACUCAAAAACAGCAAUAUUAAAACAUCUGGUGCCCUCACUGCUCUUUCAUGUCAGAGGCGCCUUAUAUUAACAGGCACUCCUGUGCAGAACGAUCUGCAGGAGUUUUAUUCCAUUGUCGAGUUUGUAAAUCCAGGAAUUCUGGGAACAUCUGCGGCCUACAGAAAGAUUUAUGAAGAACCCAUUCUCAGAUCUCGACAGCCCUCGUGCACAGAGGAGGAGAGAUUUAUUGGAGAGGAGCGUGCCGCUGAGCUCUUCCGUCUAACAGGGGUGUUUACGCUGCGACGCACGCAGGAGAUUAUCAAUCAGUAUUUGUCAGAGCGGAUCGAGUGGACUGUAUUUUGCAAACCCACCGAACUGCAGCUGCGUCUGUAUGGAGUCCUGCUGGCCACACGUCCCAUCAAAGCCUGCCUUUCCAGUGCCGGCACACACUCUUACACACACAGCCCACACCUUGCAUGCAUCAACGCUCUUAAGAAGCUUUGCAAUCACCCCGGGCUGCUGUAUAACACUCUACAGGAAAAGACGAAUGAGAUGUUCGAGGAUGAAAUGAUGGAGCUUUUUCCUGAAGGCUACUCCGCGGGUGCUUUUAGCACUGCAGAUUCUGGGAAGCUUCUAGUGCUAACAGACCUUCUGUCUGCAAUCCAGGAUGUCAAUUGCAAAGACAGGGUUGUUUUGGUGUCUAACUACACACAAACUCUUGACUUGCUGCAAAAUGUCUGUGAUCACAUUGGCUACAAAUGGUGUCGGCUCGAUGGACAGACGCCUGUUGCCCAGCGACAACGAAUUGUUGAUUCUUUUAACAGUCCACAUUCUUCCAACUUCCUGUUGCUUCUCAGCUCUAAGGCUGGAGGGGUGGGGCUUAACCUCAUUGGUGCCUCCCAUCUUGUUUUAUAUGAUUUAGACUGGAAUCCAGCCAAUGACAUACAGGCCAUGGCACGAGUAUGGCGAGACGGACAGAAGAAAACAGUUCACAUCUACAGGCUACUUACAACAGGUUCUAUAGAAGAGAAGAUCUAUCAGAGACAGGUGAGUAAACAGGGGCUUUCUGGUACAGUGGUCGACAUGACCAAAAAGGCUGAGCAUAUUAGCUUUUCUGCCGAAGAGCUGCGGGACCUUUUUACUUUUGAGCCAAAUACCACCUGUCUCACUCAUGACCUGCUGGGCUGCCAGUGUGCCGGUGAUGGAAACACACCAGGUGUUGUGAAUGAGGUAAAUGAGGAGACUGGAAGGGCAUGCCAACUCGGUCGCCAUGUUAAUAGCACAGCAGCGUUUCCACAACGUGUCAGCAUGUCUGAGCUUAUGCAAUGGAGGCAUUUCGCUGGAACCGUCCAAUCAUACGAUGACAUUUACUUAAAUCGGGCUUGUAGCCAUGUUACGUAUGCCUUUCAGAGCACCACUUAAAAUUACCAAACCACAGUAUAAACUUUCUCAUUUACUUAUACUUACAAACCCAAUACCCUCAUGUUUUUUGUAAAUCUGUCAUGUGACAUAUGUGCUGUUAAUAAAUUUGUCCUUGUAUAUAUUAA